AUGAGCCUCAACAGCAGUGCAGCAGGCACCAGCAACUCGUCGAUGAAAACAUCGGGAGCUCCUUCUUCAGAUGCACUAUUUGAUCAAUUGCUGAAGGAUCCACAGGUGAGGAGAAGGCUCGCUCUUGGCAAGCACUACGACGCUCUUACACUUUCUGAAGAAGAGGAGCGUGCAAUUAAGGAAGAUUUAAUUUUGGCAAAGAAGUAUGAGAAUGAGCUCAAUGAGCGAGUUACACGGAAUAUUGAGAACGAGGAACUAAAAAAGUUGUUGAUGCAAAACGAUGAAGAGUCGAAAGGCUCAACUGAUGCAAAGAUGAAGGCUUACUACAACAAGUUGCAACAGCUUCAAAUACAGGCCGAAGCGAAAUUGAAAAAGCAAAUUAAGGAUGCAGAAGAAUAUGAAAUUGCCAAGCUUGAGGAGGACCAGAAACGAUUACUUGAAAGUGAAACAAAGAAACUCUUAGAAGGAAGACAACUGUUUCAACUGUCCGAAGAAAAACAACGAGAAAAAGAGCAAUCAGAGAUUGAAAAGCGAGAGAAAUGGAUGGCUAAAGACGAUGUAAUCAAUGAUGUUCCAACUUCAUCCCCUAAACGAAGAGAUCUAGUGAGCCUGCUGCAGUCUACAGCUUCACAAAAAAGAGUAAUUCUUCUUAUGACUGUGGAUAUCGGAGAUGGUCGCUCUGACACUAUCACAGUUAAGGAAGAUGACUCUUAUUUGGACCUUGCUAAAAAGUUCCAAGAAAAACACAAUUUAAUUCCUGCUAUUAUCGAACCAUUAGCGGAACACAUUAAGUUUAAUGUGGAGAAGGUACUAAAGGAAAGAACGAUGGACAUGUUCAAAAUGGCUCAAUCCACCCACGGAUCUAGCAUGUACAAUAGAAGCCCUGCUCUAUCAAAACCACACGAUACAAAGGUUGACAAAUAUGACAGUUUGCAACAACUAGAUCAGAAAACAAAGAACAAGAGUUCUACUCCAGUAAGCUCAAAGAACAGCAAGCCAGUACAUGAAAGAUUACAUGAAAGUGCUAAAUAUAAAGAAGCUAGAAUAUUAAGGAUAAAGAUGGAAUUAACAAAGAAUGAACUAGAGAAAGUGAUGGAGACAAAAGUUCCAAUGUCGGAAACAAGUCGAAAAAUAGUAGAAGAAAUUGAAAGGAGCAGGGCAAAAGACAAAUUUCAAAAUUAUGGAGAGUUUUUAUAUAAUGAAGGAAAGGCAAUGAUUCGAAAACAGCAAUUAGAAAAAGAGAGAGUUCAAAGAUUGGAGGAUGCAAAGAUGGAAGUUUUCACAUUUAAGCCACAAAUUAAUACAAACUUUAAAAUUGAGAGGCCAAACAAUGCGUACAUGAACACGUUUAAACACAAUGUGAUGAUGUAUGCAGAAGAAGAGGAAAGAAAAUGUCCUUUUAAGCCAAAGAUUAAUCAAAAAUCUGCUUUGAUGGCUGUGCAAAAGAAAAACGAAGAGUUUUUAUCAGAUACAGGAACAACUGAUCCCUUUGAAUCUUUGUUCAAAGACGCAGAAAAAAGAAGAGCCAAGUUAGAGCAAAAACAAAGCGAGGUGGUCAGGCAACAAUUGAUGCCAUCAACAGGAGCAGCAAAGCCCUCACAAGAACACAUUGAAAGACUUGUAAAUAGCCGAAAGGAAGCAGAAAAAAAUAUCAUGCAACUAAGGAUGCAACUGAAUUCCAACUUUGAUGCAGAAACUGGAAGGGAGCUGUUUAAGCCUAUAACCACCAGCAAACGACCAAAGUCAGCGGGGCAUGCAAGACAAACUUCUUCCGUUUUUGAAGAUCUCUACAAUAAGACGUUUGAGACAGCAAAAAACGCCAUUGCAAAAGAAUAUUACAAAGAGGUUGACAAGCUUGCCAACACCAAACACGUAAAUGAAGCAAGCAGAAAGAUUGCUGAGACGGCCAAAGUCAAAAAGAUUUUCAAGCUCUUUACAUACCUGGAUAGCAACAACGAUGGAUAUUUGAACAUUGAAACUGACAUUUUAGGAUCAAGUGAAGAUCGUUUCCAAAUCAUAGACAAGCAUUUGCAAGAAAUAUUAUUGGACGUGUUUGAACAAUUCGAAAUUGAUUCAAAUAUUGGUUUUGAAGAAUUCGCUGCAGCAGUUCUUCAGAGAAUGGAAAAAAGCGAUGCUAAAGCAAUGUUGUUAUCCUCAACGAAGGGCCCAGUCCAGAAAGUUUCAGGAAUUGACUCACCAAUCAUCCAAUCCUCUCCUGAAUCCGAUGACGGUGAAUGUAGCUUUAGACCAAAAACAAACAGAAAGAGUGAUGAAUUGGUGUGGGCAAGACGUUCGACGGGUCAAGAUUUAUUCGAAAUACUCUACAAGGAAAAAGAUACAAAGGAGCAAAACCUCUCUAGACUCAAACAAGCUUAUUCAGAGGAUGAAAUGAGAGAAUGUUCUUUUAAACCUCACACAACCAAUCCUACUGUGAGCGGAUUUUCUGAGAAUACUAUUCAGCGACUUUACAGCCGAUCUCCCAAAAAAAAGAAACAUUCAUAUCCCUCCUUAGAAGAACGUGAGCUAGAAGAAUGUACAUUCUGGCCUAAAGUUAACAAUCAAACUCCAGAGAGAUUUUUGAAAAGUGUUGAAGGUCGACCAACACCUACAAACAUCAAAACCAACAAGAGCUAUAGCGAGUUAUUCAUGUCUUCAGAAGCAAUUCCAAGUAAUGGUACCCUAAAAAAAACGAGAAGUAUUACGCCACCAUCCACGAGACAUGUCACAACCAAAACACUAUCUCCAACUAAGGCAAGUCAGAGCAGAAAUACCAGAGCCUCACUAAGUCUCCUAAGAUAA
Messenger RNA from Naegleria lovaniensis, 2799 nucleotides. RefSeq lists its product as uncharacterized. The record is from RefSeq and is a predicted model, not a curated record. The coding region runs from base 1 to 2799 and encodes 932 amino acids. NCBI's taxonomy places the organism in Eukaryota, Heterolobosea, Eutetramitea, Acrasida, Naegleriidae. The transcript has 5 exons.